This is a messenger RNA of Daucus carota subsp. sativus, 3808 nucleotides long. RefSeq lists its product as uncharacterized. The record is from RefSeq and is a predicted model, not a curated record. Gene Ontology annotation, biological process: regulatory ncRNA-mediated gene silencing. Lineage: Eukaryota; Viridiplantae; Streptophyta; Magnoliopsida; Apiales; Apiaceae. The transcript has 3 exons. The coding region runs from base 559 to 3270 and encodes 903 amino acids.
ACUCCUAUUUGUAACUUCAUCUUCUCUGUAUCGACAAGGUUAAAACCAAAACCACGAAUAAGUGAAUUGGCUUUGUAGCAAAACCCCACUGGGGUCUUGACAUUGAUCAUCUUAUGUGCUAUGUAAGUUUUGGUAUCAACUGUCUUCACACCACUUCCUGCCGUUAUUUCUCAUAAUUCCAAGCGGGAAAACUUUUUCUUUAAAAAAGCCCUUUUUUCUCUUUAUUUUUACUUACAUAUUUCUCUAUGUAAUAGGGUUCUUGAUUAUGUAAAACUAUAGAUGGCCUCAAAAUGUAAAAGGGUUCUUGAUUACAUAAGCUAUAAUCUCUUUAUGGGUUUGUAUCUGUUCUAAUUCUCAUUAGGGUUUCAUAUUUGUUCUCUGUUUUUUUUUUAAUUUUUGUUUUUUAUUUUUGUGUGUGAUUUUGGUGGCGAUUUGAACUUUAUGUGUUUGUGUGUGAUUUUAUCUAUGUGGGUAUGUGGUUUAUGUAAUUCUUGAUUAGAGAAACCCUAAUGAUGAGUGGCGAAAGAUACAAGAGGCUAUAGGCAUUGUUUUCGGGAUAUGAGUAUGGAGGAUCAGGCUUUGAGGUUGUCGCGGUACAGUGAGAGUUUAGGGAAUAGGAAUUCGACUUCUAUGAAGUUUGACUGGAUGCAGCUUCUAGGUGAUCCCGCGAAAUCGGGUACUAAUGAUGGGGGGAGAUUGGGUAGGAAUGAUGAGGGUGGGAGUUUAAGAGAAUGUGAUUUAGAAGAUAAUGCAAUUAGACUGAAUUUUGAUGGAAAAUGUUAUGGGGAUGGUGAUUUCUCGGGUUUGGGUGGGUUUGAAGGGAAGUUAGUGGAUGAGAAUCCAGGACCUGGGCUUGCAUUGUCAUCACGGAGUUUAGGCGACCCUGUGAAAUCGGUUGGUAAUGACAAGAUUUGUAGCUUAAUGGAACUUGAUAUGAACGAUUGUUGUAGUGCACAAGCUAUUAGAUUGGAUUCUGAGAGAAAACGUUACACGGGAAGCGAGUAUUCUGGUUUGGGUAGGUUUGAGAAGAAGUUGAUAGAUGAGAAUCCCAAACCUGGGUUUACAGUGUCAUCACGGGGUUCAGAUGACUCAGUUGUUCAUCAAUCAUUAGCAAGAGAGAACUACAGGGAGAAAAAUUUUUCCUUUAGGUAUUUACAAGAUGAUAAUUAUUCUAUGGAACAGUCAAGGGCACGACGGCUAUCUAGCUUUGGCACAGGAUCUCUGGCAUUACUGGAGAAGGAAUAUCCUGGUUCACUUAGAAGUCAUUCUCGCAUUUCUUCUGGUACAGAUAUGCUUAAUGCCGAGAUGAUAGAUUCAACUAUUGUCCACAAUGCACUUGAUGAUAAUAUGUGUCUCAAAUCCAGUGUCCCCAGGACUUAUUUACCUGCAGAGAAUAUUCCUGUUGGAGAAGAACAUGAGAAUGAUACUUACAAUGAAAGUUUGAGAAUUAGAAUAGGGAAUGUGUUUCAAGAAUCUGAUUAUUUUCAUGUAAGUGCCAGUGUUCCUGAAGAUUAUAGCUAUGACUAUUUUGAUUCUACUCUGGACAAGAACAAUGAAUGUUAUUAUGAAGAUCUUUCUGGAGAGAGUAGGGUGUGGUGCGAUGAUUCUUUUCUUGAGGGACACAAGAUUCUGGGCAACAAUGAUCUGAACUUGUCACGCACACAAAAAUGGGAUAAGGACAUUGUGGAUCGUAGAAAUGCUUAUAGAAGAGAACAAUAUGUCAACCAGAGAAGCCCUGUUUCAGGAGAUGACAUUUAUGAGAGAUCAGAACUGGCACCAUGGAGUGAAUAUGGUCAAUACAAUGUAAAUAAUGGUCACGGAAGUCUUCUUUUGGAAGAAGGUCAUGUUUAUGAAAGAUCAGGGACUAUCCCGUUUGUGGAAAAUGACGAAGAAUUUGAUGGUGAUUACUGGGAGAGGUUGGCAGAUAGUGAAUCAUGUUUGAUUAACACAGCACUAGUGCUCAAAAGAAAACACUAUAUGGAUGACAUAUCAACCAACAUUUAUAGUGGAAACAUAAUACCAAGUAAUGACGAGAGAGGUGAAAAGAAUUACUAUCAAGGUGUUCCAUCAGAACAAUUGUCUGCUGAUGAUAGAGAGGGUUUUAAUUUGUCUAAAAAGCUGAAAUCUAGCAACUCACGAUCUGAGAGGGUGCCCUAUCGCGUAAUAGAACACAAUUCCUCUGGUAAGGACAUAACGAAACGCCUUGGCCCUCGACGUCAAGAUAUUAAUGCCUCUCCAUCACACCUUGUGAGCACACCAGAAUCUUCGGUUAAAAAGCGUUUGGGACCGGUGAAGACGUCUAAACCUUCAGUCAAGCAGCGGUUGGGACCUGCUCCUAAAUAUAAUCAAACUGAUUUCCGAUUGAAAAUCCAGAAUUCUGGGAAGCUCUAUCAAAGAGCUUAUGAUGAUAAUUAUUUAGUUCAACUAGAAGAAGCCUCUAUCGGUGGUAUGAUUUCUACCAAUGUCGAGCCUCAUAAAAAUUCUGAGGAGUUCAAGCAGCUGGUGCAUUAUGCGUAUUUCAGGUUUGUCAAGCAGUUGAAUGAGAACUCUGCCCAAAGAAGAAGAAUCUUGGAGCAAGGAAGAGCUGGUCGUUUGAAGUGCAUCGUAUGUGGAAGCAACUCCAAAGAGUUUCUAGAUACGAAGAGUUUGGUGGAGCACACAUUCUAUUCUCAAAAGGUUGGAGACAGAGCGCUGCACUUGGGAUUUCAUCGAGCACUUUGCAUGUUAAUGGGAUGGAAGAACAGAACUGCUGGUGGUCGCAAGUGGUUUUGUGAGUUGUUAUCUGAUAGUGAAGCAUCGUCAUUAAAGGAAGACCACAUUAUCUGGCCCCCAAUUGUGAUCAUUCACAAUAUCUCUUUGAAUAGCAAUAAUUUUGAUGAGCGCGUUAUUGUAUCUAUUGAAGAACUUGCCUCUAUACUGAGAGGAAUGGGGUUUGAGGAGAGGGUUAAGGUAUGCCGUGGGAGACCUGCGAAUCACAGUAUCAUGGCAGUUAUAUUUAACAGCACGUUAUCUGGGCUAAAAGCUGCAGAGAGGCUUCAUAACUUCUACUCUGAGACCAGACACGGAAGAUCUGAUUUUGAGAAUAUCAGAAUUUGUAGCAGCAGCAGGCGCACUGGAGAAACAUCAAAGGCAUCAGAAAAGAAGGCUGAGCAUGUCCUCUAUGGCUACCUGGGAAUUGCUGAGGACUUGGAUAAACUUGAAUACGAGACCAAGAAGCGUUGUUUGGUGAAGAGCAAGAAGGAGAUCGAGAACAUUGCCAUGCCGAUGUAAAAAAAUCGAAUGCGAGUAUAUGCGCAUAACGGUCAUGUAGAAAUUUUGCUGACACUCUUGCUCUCUUCAAGCUUAUGCUACACACUGGAACAGAUAUCCAGAAUUUGGAACCAUGUCAUGCGUUCAUGGAUCGUUAGGGGAUGCGAUCCUUUUUAGCACAUUUGGAAAAAAUUGGCUUGUUUUAGCACAUACAUAUGCGUGCAUUGCUAUCGUCGCACAACCCCUGUAACACAUCAAAAUAUGUGUUUCUUUCGAUAGCAAAAAAAAUGCAUGAAAAUCUGUUCACUUGUGAUGCAUUUUAAAUGCAUUAUGGUGGUGCUAAAAUGAGACAAGUUUUUCGUUUGUGCGAUUUUUGAGACAAAUUCUGGUUACGGAUUCUUUUGAUGAACCUCGUUGAGGAUUCUUUAGAUGUUUCUUUUGAUGAACCUCGUUAAGGAUUCUUUAGAUAUUUCUUUUGAUGAACACGAUGAAUGUAAAUCUUGAUUUUGGUUACCUCGAUGCUUCUUCUGGUUUCUAUUUACCUGAUCACUUGGCCUUA